Messenger RNA from Vombatus ursinus (common wombat), 1362 nucleotides. Its product is annotated as WAP four-disulfide core domain protein 12-like. Gene Ontology annotation, cellular component: extracellular region. The coding region runs from base 54 to 617 and encodes 187 amino acids. Gene Ontology annotation, biological process: innate immune response; antibacterial humoral response. The record is from RefSeq and is a predicted model, not a curated record. NCBI's taxonomy places the organism in Eukaryota, Metazoa, Chordata, Mammalia, Diprotodontia, Vombatidae. The transcript is spliced from 5 exons. Gene Ontology annotation, molecular function: peptidase inhibitor activity.
ACUGCACCUAUUGGAUUAGCUAUAAAUGCCAGGUCGUUCCAUCAGUCACCUCAAUGGCCCCAGCCCUCAUCAUGAAGUCCGGGAGCCCCUUCUUCUUCCUGGCAUUCCUUGCCCUUAUGUUCCUGACAUCUUCCGGGAGCCCGAAUGCUGCCAAAAUAGGUAAAGUGAGGGCAGGGAGCUGCCCCCUAGACAAUGUUCGCUGUUUUAAGGCAGAUCCUCCACAGUGCAACUAUGAUAAGCAGUGCCCUCGAGGGCAGAAAUGCUGUUAUUAUCAUUGUGGUUUCAAGUGUGUGGAGCCCAGCGGAACAAAGGACCCAGGGACCAAGAAAGCAGGGAGUUGCCCUGACGAUCCCUUCCGCUGUAUUCGAGGAGAGCCCAGUGAGUGUGUGGGAGAUGAGCAGUGCCCCCAGAAUCAGAAAUGCUGUUAUUAUCACUGUGGCUUCAAGUGUGUGCACCCCAAGGAGACUAACAACAAAGCAAAGGCAGGGCAGUGUCCACCUAAGACGAACUUGUGUCUGACCCCAAACCAGUGUGAAGAUGAUGGGCACUGUCUGGGUAACAUGAAGUGCUGUGAGGGCAUGUGUGGGAAGGUCUGCACAGUUCCAGUAACAGACUGAUUUCUGCCCUUGAGAUGAAGUCAGACUCCGUAGACCCAGACUCCAUGAAGACAAUGUUCUCUGCCAUCAGGACUCUCUCCAGGAAGUGGGGGAGUAUCUCUCAUAUCCAGGGCUUGUCACCAAUAACUUCUAGAGAUUGAAAGGCCCUAUCUUCUUCUCUGUAUUCCUUUCAGCCUGAGUACAGAGCUUAGCAUAUAGUAUACACUCAGUAAAUCACCUUUGGGGUAACCCGCACCCCAAGCUUUAGUGCAGUAUGAAACACUGGCCCUAUGGGGCGGGGGUUGGGGUGGGCUAUCGGUUGUUCUGGUGUUACAUGGGCCACUUCGCUGUGACCACGUGGUGUCUGGUUUGUGGUUUCUAUACAUUUGCUCAUGAUAGGCAUGAAAAUAUAUUUGCUUACUAGGAUUUUCUACCUGUGAUUGCCAUCCUUCCUCUGGUGAAUGUGAAUGAAUUGAUAUUGCUUGCUGGAGGAGACAUGCAUGCAUCCACACAUUUAUGCACAUAUAUGAUAGCAACCAAUUAAUAUUAAUUAAUAUUCAUAAUUGAGUCCUUUUUCUCCAUGUUAGAAUCUUUGCAUCCCUAUUUCUCAUAGAAUCUGAGUUAGCAUUCACAUGUAUAAUCCUCAGGGGAAAAGCUAGAAGCACCUCCAACCUAAGGCCUUCACUCCUCAUUGUUUUUGUUGUUGUUGUUGUUUUUUUGGCUAGGCAAUGGGGUUAAGUGACUUUCCCAGGGUCACAAUUGUUAU